Molecule: messenger RNA, 1499 nt
Organism: Manis javanica (Malayan pangolin)
Lineage: Eukaryota; Metazoa; Chordata; Mammalia; Pholidota; Manidae
Gene: SKIC8
Product: SKI8 subunit of superkiller complex
Cellular component (GO): Cdc73/Paf1 complex
Molecular function (GO): protein binding
Source: RefSeq, a predicted model, not a curated record
CGUUCCGCGCGGCGGGUCAGGGCGGUGGUUGGGCUGCUGACCGUCCGUGGGUGGUCCAGGGUGGGCCGAGGCUGCCUCGGAGCUGGUUUGCUUAGGGGCGCUGCAUGCCGCGGGGCCUGGGAUGGCUUCUGUGACCCGCCGACCCUGGCUGGUCUCGGCGUGAGGGGCCUGAGGGGAGGCGGCCUUUUCGCCUGCGGAGUACGCUCUGUGCAUCCUCGAGACUCGGGCCGCUUUCUCUGAGCGAGAGGUCUCUUGUCGUAGACGGAAGGGCCAGCGGCCUCAUGUAGCGAGCUUCCCAGCACUGGACAGGGUCACAGACGAAGUAAGCAGUACCAACUGGAUUGAGAUCUUCACAGGCAAAGAGCUGUCUGGCUGUCAGCCCUUCAUCUUUGGUUAAGGAAAUGACCAACCAGUACAGUAUUCUCUUCAAACAAGAACAAGCCCAUGAUGAUGCCAUUUGGUCAGUUGCCUGGGGGGCAAACAAGAAAGAAAACUCUGAGACAGUGGUCACAGGAUCCCUGGAUGACCUGGUGAAAGUGUGGAAAUGGCGUGAUGAGAGGCUGGACCUGCAGUGGAGUCUGGAGGGACAUCAGCUGGGUGUAGUGUCUGUGGACAUCAGCCACACCCUGCCCAUAGCUGCAUCCAGUUCUCUUGAUGCCCACAUUCGUCUCUGGGACUUGGAAAAUGGCAAACAGAUAAAGUCUAUAGAUGCAGGACCUGUGGACGCCUGGACUUUAGCCUUUUCUCCUGAUUCCCAGUAUCUGGCCACAGGAACUCAUGUGGGGAAAGUGAACAUUUUUGGUGUGGAAAGUGGGAAAAAGGAGUACUCUUUGGACACAAGAGGAAAAUUCAUCCUUAGUAUUGCUUAUAGUCCUGAUGGGAAGUAUCUGGCCAGCGGAGCCAUAGAUGGAAUCAUCAAUAUUUUUGAUAUUGCCACAGGAAAACUCCUGCACACGCUGGAAGGCCAUGCUAUGCCCAUUCGUUCCUUGACCUUUUCCCCAGAUUCUCAGCUCCUCGUCACUGCUUCAGAUGACGGCUACAUCAAGAUCUAUGAUGUACAACAUGCCAGCUUGGCUGGCACACUGAGUGGCCAUGCGUCCUGGGUGCUGAAUGUGGCGUUUUGUCCUGAUGACACCCACUUCGUUUCCAGUUCAUCUGACAAAAGUGUAAAAGUUUGGGAUGUUGGAACGAGGACUUGUGUUCACACCUUCUUUGAUCACCAGGAUCAGGUCUGGGGAGUAAAAUACAAUGGGAAUGGUUCAAAAAUUGUGUCUGUCGGAGAUGACCAGGAAAUUCACAUCUACGAUUGUCCACUUUAAACUGAGUCUUACAGGCUCAUGCUGGAAAGAGAAUGUACAGAAUGAUGACAUUCCUUACCUUUCUAACUUAAAAAACAGCAUUUAAUAUAGCAAAAACAGAUUUUUGUAGAUAAAAUGUAAAUCUUUUUUUUUUGGAAAUGCUGUUCAUACUCUAACAUAAAGUGUCCUUAAUGCAAAUAC